Messenger RNA from Sitodiplosis mosellana (orange wheat blossom midge), 936 nucleotides. Its product is annotated as RNA-binding motif protein, X-linked 2-like. The transcript has 2 exons. The coding region runs from base 1 to 936 and encodes 311 amino acids. The record is from RefSeq and is a predicted model, not a curated record. Lineage: Eukaryota; Metazoa; Arthropoda; Insecta; Diptera; Cecidomyiidae.
AUGGCGCGGCUAAUCUCUACUAAACAUCGCAAUCAAAAGCGAUUCAAGUGCGAAGUUUGCGACCACGAAUUUACAACGAAGACAAACUUGAACAAUCAUGUGAAGAAAUGUAACGAGGCCAAGAAAGAAAAGUCGAAGGUGAGUCGAACAAAGAAGCCAGAUACUCCUCUACCAACCUUGGAAAAUAUUUCUCGACCAACCAAGCAAAAUACUCCCCGAACAACCAAAGAAAAAACUCCUCAACCAACCAUGGAAGAUACUCGUCGACCAACCAAACAAAACACUCCCCAAAAACCCAACGAAAAUACUACUCCACAAAAGAAUAUGGACUCACCAAAGGAGAAUACACCAAAAGUCGUAGAGGACUCUCCAUAUUCAGAACCAGGAAAAAAAGUGUUCGAUGAAAUCAAGGAUGGUUCAUCAAAUCAUGGAAAAAGUGCUAGCCGUAAGCAUGAACAUGAACGCCGUUCCAAACGCCACCGCAAAUAUUAUUAUCGCGACCAAAAGGCUUAUUCCUCACAUCGCAAAAAAAGUGGCAAAUGUGAUCGACGUUGUUGUGAUCGACGUUGUUGUAAUCGCCGUCACCGUCGUGGGCGCUCGUACUCGUCUAGUUCGUCAAAUCCGUCAAGUUCUUCUGAGUCUUCACGUUCCCGAUCUCGCUCGCCAAACCGAUCACAAUCCCGUUCCGAAUUCCAAAAAGAAAUACGUGCCUCAUCAUCGACAAACCAUCCAAAUGUUCACAACCAAACUCCACCAACCACAAAUCCUCUAUUGACUGUUGCGAUUGAUUCGAAUGCUGCGACUCCACUAGAUGCGGAUGAAAUGGCCGUGUUGAUGCAAUACGUUCAAAAGAUGCACAAAUUUAUUGACGAAAUGGCACCAACUACCAAAAAGGUUGAAGAAAUUCUCGGAAAAUGGAAACAAACACAAAAAUGA